AUCAAUUAACUACUUUCUUUUUACUUCCUGAAACACGAUUUCCUUCGGAAAUAUUGACUAGAUCCUUUGACAGAGGACAAUAUACAGAAAAACAAAGAAAUAAUAAGCUCUUAUUUCUUUCUUAUUAGGGAAGGAAAAACAAACGGACGUUUCCUGUACAUUUCCGUUUUGAGCAACGAUAAAUGAACACACAGUAUCAAAUUAACAAACAGUUCGCAGAAUAAUAAAAGCUACCGAUUAAUUAAUUUUUCCAUUCUUUUUUACGAUGGCAGAUAAACCAUGUUAUGAAGACAUCAUCGAGGACACAGUUAAUAGCGGUCUUCAUGCUAUGGUUUUGGCUGUUGGAUACAGGGUGGGCAUUGUUGACGCGAUGCAGCGCCUAAAUGCCCCAAGUACUGCAGUGGAAAUCAGUGAAGAAGCUCAGUUAAAUCUCAGAUAUGUAGAGGAGUGGCUAAUAUGUAUGGCUUCAAAAGGCAUCAUUCAUUAUGAAAAUGGUAGAUACAAAAUGCCAUGUUCAAAAAGAGUACAGAAAGCUGCACAUACAUCUUCUGUUUUGCCCAUGUUUGCCAAUUGCUUUACAAACCUCGAAACUGCGAUGAGGAAUAAAAACUCUAAUACUGGAUACAAAUACCCAGUAUUAGAGUUGGAGUGGCUGGCAAAAUAUAGGAAACUAAGCAAUAUUGAUCAGUCUUGGGUUGAAAGGAACAUAGCACCAGUUAUAUCGAGUUAUCUAAGGAAACAAGAUAUGAUUUCAAGAAUUCCAGCUAUUCUUGACUUUGGCUGCGGUUACGGAAAGCUUGCGGGAGAGCUAGCAACAUAUUACCCCCAGUUUCCUGUUUUUGGUACCGAUAUUGAUGCAGAUGCUAUUGACGGCUGUCUAAAGUCUUUCAAACAUCUCAAGUUUGCUAUCUUUAACGAAGAUAUAAAAAAGGAUUGGCAAGAAAAAUUUGACAUAAUUAUACUGAUGGAUGUUCUACAUGAUCUACCAGAUCCUGUUACCGUUCUUACUCAAGUCAAAAGCAUGCUUAAACCAAACGGUUACAUAGUGACCUUUGACCCUAACAUCUCGUCUGAUAUAUCAAAAACGAUUGGCCAAAAGAUGGCAUUGAAUCAUUUGCCAUACAGUAUGUUUUUCUGUUUGCCAAACAGUUUGUCUGAAAACCCUGCAGCUGGACACGGAAUAAGCUGGGGAAUAGAAGAUAGAGAGCAAUUUUUCAUUGACAAUGGCUUUACAAUCGUGAAUACUGAUGAACAUACCAAGUCAGACGAAGAUUAUUACAGGAUAAUAUUACAAAAAUAGAUGAUCUUCAGAGGCAUGGAUUAUAAUUAUGAUACCAUUAUGAAAAAGAAACAAUAUCAGAAACAACUGUUCAAUAAACAAACAGUCUUAAACACAAUAUAUAAAUCAAAGAACACAAUAAGAAAGCUUAUUAUUAUUUUCUUUGAUUUGCCAUAAUAAAGGGCAAUUUUUGAAAUGCAUUUCUG
This is a messenger RNA of Saccostrea cuccullata (small rock oyster), 1485 nucleotides long. RefSeq lists its product as uncharacterized. The coding region runs from base 266 to 1300 and encodes 344 amino acids. The record is from RefSeq and is a predicted model, not a curated record. Lineage: Eukaryota; Metazoa; Mollusca; Bivalvia; Ostreida; Ostreidae. The transcript has 4 exons.